GGAAGAUCAAACAGUGCUCUUAACCACUGUGCCAUCUCUCUAGCCCUCUAAAUUUACUUUUUAUUUGGAGAUAAAUUCUCAUUCACUAAAAUUACCAAGACUGGCCUAGAACUCACUGUGUAACUCUGGCAUGUUUUGAGAUCCUCUUGAGAAACAGUGAGUGUUAGCCUGCACCACCAGCUCCUGUUCCCACCUGUAAUCCCAGCACUUGGGAGGCAGAAGCAAGUGGAUAUCUGUGAGUUCCAAGACAGCCUGAUCUAUAUGGUGAGCUCCGGGUCAGCCAGGCUACAUAAUUUAUGUGUGUGUGUGUUUGUAGAUGCACACACCCCACAGAACUUGUAUGGAACUUGGAGAACAAUUUGCAGGAGCUGAUUCUCUAUUUCUGUCAUAUAGGUCCUGGAACACAACUCAGGCCAUGGCACGGCUUUACGGGCUGAGCCCCCUUUCCAGUCCUAAACCCACAUCUUUUUAUCUGACUCCACUUCUCAGAUGUGCUGAUGUAAACCAUCUCCAGACCAUGAAGAGAAGAAAGGACGUGCUAUUGCAAACAAACCUUAGCUCUCUGGGUUUUAAACUCAGUGUUUCUACCAUUGCUUCUAGAACAUGCUCUUGGCUUCUGACCUCUAGAGAAGUGGUCCAGUCAGGUGUGGUAGCUCAUGCCUAUACUCACAGUGCUCAAGUGGCUGAAGCAGGGGCAUUUCUAUGAGUUCUAGGGCAGACUGGGAUAAUGAGUCAGACCCUGUCUCAAACAAAAAAAGAAGUGGCCUGGAGGAUCUGACAUUGUCUCCCUGAUCAACAGUUCUCAGCAAUGACCUUAUAGAGGACCUGCCACACAGAGCGGAAGGAAACAUCGUUUGGGUUCCGGAAGCACAAAGGGAAGAAUGAAAUAACUCUGGAGGAGGCUGCAGGGGAUUUCAGCAGAGAAGCUCGGACUUCAGUAGCCAAGAUAAAAUUACUAGGACUGGCUGGAGGUGGGGGAGGAAGUGGCUACGGUUGGGUAAUUAGGGAGUUUCUUACUCUUUCGGCCUAACAUGGUAGAAGCAUUAUAUGUCCAGUUGGAAGCCUGGUUAUUUCCCAUUAAGACUGGAAGUCUGACUGCCCCAAGGAAGGCCUGCACUUUAAGUGAGCUGGACUUUGUUUACUGAAGACAAGUGUGAACACCAGGAAUCUCAGCCUCCACCAUGUGGAACGCCUCGGAUACCAACUUCUCCUGUUACCACCAGUCCGUGCUGGGCUAUCGUUACUUUGCUGUUAUCUGGGGCGUGGUAGUGGCUGUCACAGGCACCGUGGGCAAUGUGCUCACCCUGCUGGCAUUGGCCAUUCGUCCUAAGCUCCGAACCCGCUUCAACCUACUCAUUGCCAACCUCACCCUGGCUGAUCUACUCUACUGCACGCUCCUGCAGCCUUUCUCCGUAGACACAUACCUCCACCUCCAUUGGCGCACUGGCGACAUCUUCUGCAGAAUAUUCGGGCUCCUCCUCUUUACUUCCAAUUCUGUCUCCAUUCUCACCCUCUGUCUCAUUGCUCUAGGACGCUACCUCCUUAUCGCCCAUCCUAAGCUCUUUCCCCAAGUUUUCAGCGCCAGGGGGAUCGUUCUGGCGUUGGUGGGCAGCUGGAUUGUGGGGGUGGCAAGCUUUGCCCCACUCUGGCAUGUGUUUGUCCUGGUGCCACUGGUCUGCACCUGCAGCUUUGACCGCGUGCGAGGCCGGCCUUACACCACCAUCCUCAUGGGCAUCUUCUUUGUGCUUGGGCUCAGCAGUGUGGGCGUCUUCUACUGCCUCAUCCACCGCCAAGUGAAGCGUGCUGCUCGAGCGCUAGACCACUACAGGCUGCAGAGGGACAGCAUCCGCUCUCACCAGGUGGCUGGGACAGAUGAGGCCAUGCCUGGCCACUUCCAGGAGCUAGACAGCGGGCUUGCCUCAAAAGGACCCAGUGAGGGGAUUUCAUCUGUGUCAGUCAGUGCUUCGACCACGCAGACCUUGGAAGGUGACCCGUCAGAAGCAGGGGACCAGGGCACCAGAAAGACAACCCAGCAUAUUGUAGAGAGAGGCCUUCCUGAAGCUCAUCAUAGGGUCCGGGAAACUGCAGGAGAGCGCAGAGCCCCGGAUGCCCCAUCGGAAUUCGGAAAGGUGACGCGCAUGUGCUUCGCGGUGUUCCUCUGCUUCGUCCUCAGCUACAUCCCCUUCUUGCUGGUCAACAUUUUGGACGCCAGGGGCCGCGCUCCGCGGUUAGUACACAUGGUGGCUGCCAACCUCACUUGGCUCAACAGCUGCAUCAACCCGGUACUCUACGCAGCCAUGAACCGCCAGUUCCGCCACGCAUAUGGCUUCAUCCUGAAACGCGGGCCACAGAGUUUCCGUCGGUUCCGUUAGAGCUGGUAGUUCAUUCAUCAGGCCAGCCCAGCAUCGAGCGUGGUCCGCAGGAUAGGAGCCCUUUGAUCCUUGGACAUUUUUACAGACAACCUCAUUGGUGUUUGGGCACACCCCUUUCCAUCCAGGAAUCAAUGUGUCAGUCCUGCGUCACCCAAGGUCAAUUAUUAAUAAAUGCAUCACGC
Molecule: messenger RNA, 2554 nt
Organism: Alexandromys fortis (reed vole)
Lineage: Eukaryota; Metazoa; Chordata; Mammalia; Rodentia; Cricetidae
Gene: Gpr84
Product: G protein-coupled receptor 84
Exons: 2
Coding region: 1182-2372 (396 amino acids)
Biological process (GO): neuropeptide signaling pathway
Cellular component (GO): plasma membrane
Molecular function (GO): urotensin II receptor activity
Source: RefSeq, a predicted model, not a curated record